GCUCUUGUUCAUAAGACAAAUAUAAAUAAUUGUAACAGGUAGUACUUUAUGAUUAUAAAAAUAUUUCAUUUAGAAACAGGUUUCAGCUGAAAGCAUGUGAACCUGAUGUGAUGUAGACAAGAAAAAUGGACAGUUUUAAGAUGGUGCUAUAACACAAUAGUUUUAAGAAAAGGAAUAUAGAUAGGAAAGUAUGGCCAUUGCAGUGAUUUUCAGAGAAAUGCAUGAAAACGCAAGUUAGAUAAUAGAAAUGUUCUAAACAAGAUGGAUCAUCAAGCUGAAUUAGAGAAUUCGAAAUACAGGAACUGGGUGAGAGGCGGACUGGCGUAUAAAUAUCUGAAGAAUGGUUUAGAUGGCUUUGCGGAUGAAGUGGUCAAACAGGAGCACAAGCGAAUUCUUCAUGAUGUCAAGCAUACGCCCGGGCUCACUUGUAACCUAUGCAAUAUAAGAAGUUUAAAACCCAUUCAUAAAAGCGUAAAAGACACAAUAACUGGAAAAGACAUAUGUCCAAGAGGGCAGACUAACUGUAAUUGUCUGUAUUCGAAAAAGCAUACGUGUCCUAAUAAAGUUUGUGACGCCAUUUUGGAAGAAAUACUUAUGAGUCAUGGUUCAACACCGCCCACACCAAACUGGAAAAAUACAGAUAUUACCAGCUGGUGUUGUGCGCCAUGGGAAGUGGCAAAAUGCUUCAUUAAUGCACCAGGAUAUGCUGACAAAACUGAAAUUGAUGUCUCGGGACUGCUGCAUAUAUUUAUUUAUAACAUAAACUUCCAUACUCGUAUAUCUUGCACCAUAACAGGAUCAGACAUAUUCAACAAGGUUCUGAAGAGGAGAAACAUGGUUUUCCACUCGCCUCAAAUGGAGCUUGAUGAAAGAGAGCUAAACGAUUGCAUUGAUGACAUCAUAGCAAUUCUUGAAGACGGAAAAGAAUUGAAUGCAAGACAUGAUGCCCAACAAGCGGUUAAAAAACUCAAACAACUUAAGGAGACCAGAUUCAUUAUAACAACCCACAAUGAAGUAGAAGUAUGCAGAGCUGCCAUGGCAUCAAUAGAGAACAGGUCAUUGCAACUGAACAAAUGAUCCAAGACGCCAAAGAGGACAUUGAUACAAAAGAAAGGAAGGCAUAUACAGCAAUUGACGAUAAAACACAAAGAGCUCUUGAUAAUGCACGGAAAGAGCUUGACAACCACUGUGAUAGCAGACUGAAAACAAUGAAAAAAAUGAUCGAGUUAUUGAAUGAGAGAAUUACACAAAAUGAAUUAGACACAAAGGAGUUAAAAACAGACAAUGUCGUUAUAAAACAGCGUCUAACGGAGAUAGAGCAACAUGUUGACAGACUGGACGACGCACGCAACAUGCACCAGAAGCAGUUAGAAUAUGCUGAACAGAAACAAGAGCUUCAAAGGAAGAUGGUAAAACAAUACCAAAAUCAUUAUGUGAAAACAUGGAUAUCUCCAUUUAAAGUUCAAAACAAUAACGUAGACAUAAAAGAUGUUUACGUCUCACCGAAUAUAGAAGACGAAAAUGGUGAACCAAGAGUAAUAAAACGAUAUCGCGAUAUAUUUCAAACUAAUGAAAGACGGCAUAAAAGAAUUUAUAUUGUCGGUGACGUUGGGACAGGUAAAAGUUCAUUCAGCAAAAUGAUGAUUUACAGCUGGUGCUCAGCUUUAAACGAGGACGAAAAUAACACUGUGCAAUCUGAUAAUGCUGAAGAACUAAAACGAUUUCAUUUUCUUUUCUUCGUCCCCUUACAAAGGAUGUCAGAAUUUAGUUGUGACUUAACUGAUAUGAUAAAAGAACUUUAUAAACAUGUUGUGUCAGAAAAACUGAUAAACAAGAUAUUUACGCAAGAAGGCGAGCGUUGCUUGAUCAUUAUUGAUAGCCUUGAUGAAUGGACGCCUCCAAAAUCCUACUGCCUUCCACUCCAUGUUACUCACGGCAUCCCGUUAGGGGACGGAAUAGAACAUGCUACAUUUCUAACGUUUUCUAGGCCCUCUGCUAAAGGUAUUUUAAAUAUGAAAAAAACCGAGUAUCACAAAAAAAUCAAGUUAAUUGGAAUUGCAGCUGGAUCAGUCCAUGAAUUUAUUAGAAAAUAUAUGACCCAGUUACAUCAGAACAAAGCAUCUAAGAAUAUAAACUAUUUCGUGGAUGAAAUAAAAAAAUCUGCGCUUCAACAUCUCGAAGAAACACCUUUAUUUUUACAACAACUGAUUUGUCUUUUCUGCAAAGAAAACACAAUUGGAAAAUCUGUAAGCGAUAUUUAUAGUAACAUUCUUAACAUAAUACUGUGCUGGUUUAAAAAAGGAAAGGAAGAUGAAGACAUGACAGAAGAUAUUAUCUAUAUGCGGGAAGAAUUCAUACACAUCAGUCUACCUGAGCUUUUAAAAAGAUUUCCUAGAUGUAAGGCAAAUAAAAGAUUUAUUUUUCUAGUCGGAAAAAUUGCAUAUAAAACCUUAACCAAUGAAACCAAUUCCAGUACUUUUAGCCGAUCAAAACUUAGGGAAUUAGGACUGACAAAAAGCGAUAUUACUUCUCUCAUAGAAAUGGGAAUUAUUGUUGAACAUACAUGUUUAAAUCAAGAAUAUGAGGAAACAUGUUUGUGUUUCAUUCAUUUGUCAUAUCUCGAGUUUUUUGCUGCUGUGUACAUAUCUAGCAAUUACCACUCUAUGCAUAGCCCAACAUCUAAACAGAAACACAGACUCGAAAGCACUGUCAUCUUAGAAGACCUAUUUCGUAAGUUCAAGUCAGCUUCUGACAUUCUACAAUUAUCUAAUAUCCUGAAGAUGGUAUGUGGAUUAUCUCCAUUUAUGUUAUCAGAAAUCUCGAAAUUCAUCUCAAACAAGGUAGAGGUUGAUGAAAGUAUGAUCAGAUACAGACACAAUCUACAGUUGGAUGAAAUAGACAGAACAGUCGUGCAGAUACAAAGACUUUUAAACAAUUGUCUUUCUGAGUCCGGAAACCACGAAACAGCUACGAUUAGCCUUUAUGAUAUAGUCGUACAUUUCCGAGCCGAUAUGAAUUUUUUUCGAAAAAUACUUCCUAUAACCGUGAAUUCCUUAUAUCUAAGCAGAGAUACUACAUUUUUGACAGGAUGUUCAGACAUAUUUGAAUGGAUUACACAACUUCCUAGCUUACAAUUUGCAAGUAUAAACGUUACUAAGUGGUCAUCACUUAAGCAUGCUUUUUCAUUCACACAAGCAGUGUCUUUAAGACAUUUGACAUUCAAAAGUGACUAUGACUACGGAUAUAUAGUUGACCUAUCUACAAACAGCCAACUUAAGAGUGUUCAUUUAGAAAAUGUUCAGUGCAUAUUAGGAUCUGAGUCGAAUGUCAAAAAUCUUGAAUUUUUUUACGAUUGGAUAUUUGACAGAUUUGAAGUGUUAUCGCACGCAGUAUCCAUAAAACAAAUGACAUUAAAAUGCGACUCUAGAACAAGUUUGCAUACCAUAGACAUAUCUAAACUUUAUCGGAUCAAAAGCAUUCAUUUAGAGGGUUGUCUACUGGCUCUUCAGUCUCGGAGUCCAGUCGAAAGUAUUUACAUCUCACUCAAAAACAAAAACACGUCUGAAAGCAAAGUUCAUGAGAAAUAUGAGCAAUUAUGUUCGUCAUUAUCGCGAUGUGUGUCAGUAAAGUGCCUGACCCUGAAAGGUAUCGAUUGUCAUGAUACUGAUUGUGAGGGUCACACAAUUGACCUGUCUGAACUAAAUAUGCUGCAAGAAAUCAAUUUAUCAUGUCCAUUUACUAUAAAGUCCGACAUAAAAACUGAAAGUCUUGAAAGCAUUUUCAUCUCAUGCAAACACGGUGUCAAGUUAUCGCAUGAAAGAUGUCAGCAAUUAUCAUCUUCAUUACCUCGAUUUGUGUCUUUAAAAAAAUGUCACUGGAAGGUAUCAAAUGUAAUGAUGUUGAUUGUGAGGGUCACACAAUUGACCUGUCUGAACUAAAU
This is a messenger RNA of Mercenaria mercenaria, 3940 nucleotides long. RefSeq lists its product as uncharacterized. Bases 1023 to 3938 code for a protein of 971 amino acids. Lineage: Eukaryota; Metazoa; Mollusca; Bivalvia; Venerida; Veneridae. The transcript has 6 exons. The record is from RefSeq and is a predicted model, not a curated record.